Molecule: messenger RNA, 1290 nt
Organism: Alternaria arborescens
Lineage: Eukaryota; Fungi; Ascomycota; Dothideomycetes; Pleosporales; Pleosporaceae
Product: L-rhamnonate dehydratase
Exons: 3
Coding region: 1-1290 (429 amino acids)
Biological process (GO): carbohydrate catabolic process
Molecular function (GO): magnesium ion binding; L-rhamnonate dehydratase activity
Source: RefSeq, a predicted model, not a curated record
AUGGUUUCUUCCACAGAUUCUGGCGCAGCGCGCUCCUUUCCCACUAUCAAACACGUGCGAACUUUCGUUACCCAAGGCCCCGGCAGCGGCGGAGACUAUCACAAUGUUGCUGGUGGCCACUGGCUCAUUGAUAGCAAAAUCUCGACUCCCAUGAGCCAGUAUGAAGAUUACCGCAAGUCAAGAACCAGCUGGGGCAUUAAUGUCUUGGGAUCCUUCUGUGUUGAACUCGAGGCCAGUGACGGUACCAAGGGUUUUGCUACUGGAUUCGGAGGUCCGCCAGCAUGCUGGCUAGUUGCUGAGCAUUUCGAGCGCUUCCUGAUUGGCCAAGAUCCUAGAGAUACCAACCACAUGUUCGAGCAGAUGUACCGUGCGUCCAUGUUUUAUGGUCGCAAAGGUCUCCCGGUUGCCGUCAUCUCAGUGAUCGAUCUUGCUAUUUGGGAUCUGCUCGGCCACAUUCGCAAUGAGCCCGUAUACAAGAUGCUCGGCGGAGCUACCCGGGAGAGGCUCAACUUCUACUGCACUGGUCCUGAGCCUGCAGCAGCAAAGGAGAUGGGUUUCUUUGGCGCCAAGGUACCCCUGCCUUACGGCCCUGGUGAGGGUGUUGAGGGUCUCAAGAAGAACGUCGAGUUCCUCACCAAGCACCGUGAAAGCGUCGGACCAGAUUUCCCUCUCAUGGUUGACUGCUACAUGAGCUUGAACGUACCCUACACAAUCGAAGUCGUAAAGGCCACCGAACACCUUAACUUGAACUGGUGGGAGGAGUGCUUGUCACCCGAUGAUUCGGAUGGUUUCGAGCAGAUCAAACGCGCUCACCCUCGCAUGAAGUUUACCACAGGCGAGCACGAGUACUCGCGAUACGGCUUUAGGAAGCUCAUCGAGGGCCGCAACCUGGACAUCCUCCAGCCCGAUGUCAUGUGGGUUGGAGGUAUGACUGAGCUCAUCAAGAUCUCGGCCAUGGCCGCUGCCUACGACAUUCCUGUUGUGCCCCACGCCAGUGGACCAUACUCGUACCAUUUCGUUGUUUCUCAGGCCAACUCGCCGUUCCAAGAGUACCUCGCAAACUCACCAGACGGCAAGUCUGUUCUGCCCGUCUUCGGCAACCUAUUCACCAACGAGCCCAUCCCCACCAAGGGAUACCUCGACGUCAAGACCCUUGAUCUCCCAGGUUUUGGCCUCAAGCUGAACCCCAACGCCGGCUUGAUCGAUGCCACUCGCAUACUAAACCCAGCGCCUCAAAAAGCGCUAAAGCCUGCUGAGCCUGAGAAGGCGGAGGUCAAUGGACACGCGUAA